CCCCGGGGCGGCGCCCGCGUCCGAGGCCGCGCGGCUGGGGCUGCCCGGCCUCCCCGCGCCCCAGCGCCGCCGCCGUCGCCAUGUCCUCUGGGGCCAGCGCGAGCGCCCUGCAGCGCCUGGUGGAGCAGCUCAAGCUGGAGGCGGCCGUGGAGAGGAUCAAGGUCUCACAGGCAGCAGCGGAGCUUCAGCAGUACUGCAUGCAGAAUGCCUGCAAGGAUGCCCUGCUGGUCGGUGUUCCAGCCGGCAGUAAUCCCUUCCGGGAACCCAGAUCCUGUGCUUUACUCUGAAGACAGGGAAGAAGUUCGCUGAGGAAUUCUUUCCAGUGCAGAUUAAUGAAUGACUGCCUUCAGGUCUCAAGAAAACACUUUUCUCUAGUCAAAUGACUUUUAGAUGUUUCAGACCUUUUCUGUUACCUAGUCCUAUAGGCAGUAUUCUAUAGAAAUUUGAUUUUCUGGUCAAUAAGGAAACCAGAUUUAAAUAAUAAUCAACAAAUUUUGCCUUCUUUUGGUCAAGUACUCUGUACUUAAAACAAGUACUUUAUCGUCAAAUACAUUCCAAAAUGUACCCCUUUAAUAAGUAAAUUACUGUGUUUGUAUGCCUAGAAUAUUAUGUUUUAUUUACUGUAUGUUUACACUUUUGGGAAACACUUGUUUAUUAAAAACUGCUUAUUUAUAAUUUGUUGUUCCAUGAAUAAGAUUUUUGUAUUAUGGCAAAAUUUGUUCUGGAGCGAUAGCACAGCGGGUAGGGCGUUCGCCUUACAAGCGGCCAACAUGGCCGACCCGAGUUCGAUUCCUCCGCCCCUCUCGGAGAGCCCGGCAAGCUACCGAGAGUAUUCGAUAUGCCAGACACAGUAACAACAAAGUCUCCAAUGGAGACGUUACUGGGCCCAAUGGAGACGUUACUGGGCCCGCUCGAGCAAAUCAACGAUCAACGGGAGGGCCUUUACCUUUUACCUUUACCUUGUUCUUUUCCAAGUGAAUUUACAAUUUCUAAAUAAGGAUAUAAGAUUGGGAGAAAUAGAUUUCAAUAGUUCAAAAGUCCAAAAUAAUGUUUUGAACUUUCUUAAUGAGAAAACUGUUUAAAUUUUAACACUAUAUGAAACAUAUUCUUAGCAAACUUUCUUAGGCUGAUGGCGUGUAAGAGAUCACCCAUCUUGUCUAUGAAGCAUAUUUGAUAUUUGCCUUUUUUAAUUCCCUCUACUUUGUAGUUGUGAUUAUCCUUCAAAAAAUGUAACACUGUAGCACCGUCCUCCCGUUUUUCAUCGAGUUGCUUGAGCAGGCACCAGUAAGGUCUCACAACAAAUUGUGAGACUUGUUGUUACUGUUUUUGGCAUAUUGAAAACUUUACAGGUAACUUACCAGGCUUUGUAGCUUUCCAGGCUCUCCGAGAGGGCCAGAAGAAUCAAACCCUGUUCGGCCAUGUCAGCUGCAUGCAAGGCAAAUGCCUUACCCACUGUGCUAUCACUCCAGCCCCUAAUUUGGGAUACUUUUAAAAGAUGUUAUUGUUAUUGUAAUAAAUCUUUGAAGAACUUGGAAAUAAAAUUUAUGCUUGAU
This is a messenger RNA of Sorex fumeus (smoky shrew), 1553 nucleotides long. It is a transcript of the gene GNG10, whose product is annotated as G protein subunit gamma 10. Gene Ontology annotation, molecular function: G-protein beta-subunit binding. Gene Ontology annotation, biological process: G protein-coupled receptor signaling pathway. The record is from RefSeq and is a predicted model, not a curated record. Gene Ontology annotation, cellular component: heterotrimeric G-protein complex. The transcript has 3 exons. Lineage: Eukaryota; Metazoa; Chordata; Mammalia; Eulipotyphla; Soricidae. The coding region runs from base 81 to 287 and encodes 68 amino acids.